CACUGCUGGAGAACAGUAGCUUGGACAUCAUGAAAGUCUUCCUAGCGUUUGCAUGCUUACUUGCAGGCUGCCUGGCCCAGAGACCUCAACCAUGCAAAAGUCCUCCUCUGCUGACCGGGGGACUCAGCAUUGUCUCACAGAAUGAAGAGCUGUUCGCCGUAGCCAGAUAUCUUUACGAUGCUAUCGGAGAGCGGAUACGACUCUUUGAGGUCGUCAGUUUGGACAAUCAGACUUCCUUCUAUGACAUUCUCCUGCUCUACAGAGAGCAUGUCAUGUACCAGAUCGACGACAAAGACCGCACAUGCCAGAAACUUCCUCUGAAGGACGACUUCAUGCCUCUGGCCAUCCCAGGCGAUGCGACUUUCGUUCACCAGGUUGUCCUGGGUGACUCAUCCAGACCUGCAGAAGGACUCCUGAUGAACACCUGGACGGGGAAACUGCCCGACCAAGGAGGAACAUUCCUGGCCUCAGUGACUGACUUUGGCUGCAUUCCUAUCAGCUUUGAAUAUCAGGUCAAACCAUAUGGAUGGCUGCAGACUACAUAUUUCAACAACGUCAUCGGGAUUACAGACCCUGAACUGCUCAUCCCUCCAUCCUUCUGUGAGGACGCAGAGAUGCCAGCUGAUGCAGAGCCGGUUGACUUGUUGAGCUUGCUCAAACAGAAGAACUGAGGGCCUCAAACUUUGAUUUGCCAUUAACUAGACAACCUUAUUUCUGCUGCAAACAUGCAGUCAAAUCAUGUUUUGCUGACUGUUCCUGAUAACAUAUGAUACAUUUUAGGUUAAACAUUUCUUACUUUUGCUUCCAAAAGAUGGCCCGAGGUUGAAUCUGGGUGUGUCAAUGUUUACAAGAUUAAAGACUGAAAAACUGCAAGAUAUGAAUGUUUUUAUUCAGUUCUGCUCAUCAUGACUGCACCUUCUUUACCUUUGCAUACGAGGCUUUUUCUCACAUUCCCGUGAUUUCUGUCAACAUGCAUGAAAGAAUAAAUGCAAUUGAUCUGUGA
This is a messenger RNA of Cheilinus undulatus (humphead wrasse), 1003 nucleotides long. Its product is annotated as ependymin-like. Gene Ontology annotation, molecular function: calcium ion binding. Bases 30 to 671 code for a protein of 213 amino acids. Lineage: Eukaryota; Metazoa; Chordata; Actinopteri; Labriformes; Labridae. Gene Ontology annotation, biological process: cell-matrix adhesion. The transcript is spliced from 6 exons. Gene Ontology annotation, cellular component: extracellular region; lysosome. The record is from RefSeq and is a predicted model, not a curated record.